Cyclocybe aegerita is the source of this 654-nucleotide messenger RNA. The record is from the annotation of a GenBank genome assembly. NCBI's taxonomy places the organism in Eukaryota, Fungi, Basidiomycota, Agaricomycetes, Agaricales, Hemipholiotaceae.
AUGAAGCUCUCUGGUCUCGCAGCUCUCGCAGUCUUCGCACAAAGCGCGUCAGCGCACUAUGUCUGGACGACACUCAUCGCGGGCAGCACCACGUCCAACGCGGCUGUCCGUCAACCCAUCAACAAUUCACCCGUCACCUCCGUCACCUCGAACGACGUCCGCUGCAACGUGAACCCCAGCCCUGCGAGCGAGACCGUUUCCGUUGCCGCCGGCAGCACCAUCGGUUUCAAGCUCGACAACACGCUAUACCACCAGGGCCCUGCUGCCAUCUACCUCGGCAAGGCCCCAGGUUCCGUCGCUAGCUGGGACGGAAGUGGUGCCAACUGGUUCAAGAUCGGCGAAUGGGGCGCGACCUUCAACCCAUUCCAAUUCACCGACUUCAACGCCAACCAAUUGACGACCACCAUCCCUGCUUCUACUCCCUCCGGCGAGUAUCUCGUCCGUAUUGAGCAGAUUGGUCUUCACGUCGCCGGCGCUCCUCAAUGGUACAUCUCUUGUGCCCAGAUCAACAUCACUGGAGGAGGAUCUGGAAACCCGAUGAAGGUCAACAUUCCCGGAUACGUCCCCGCUUCAGACCCCGGCUUGACCGUCAACAUCUACAACCCAGUGCCAACUUCGUACACGGUUCCUGGACCUGCCGUCUGGCGGGGUUGA